This is a messenger RNA of Daktulosphaira vitifoliae (grape phylloxera), 967 nucleotides long. It is a transcript of the gene ND-24, whose product is annotated as probable NADH dehydrogenase [ubiquinone] flavoprotein 2, mitochondrial. The record is from RefSeq and is a predicted model, not a curated record. Gene Ontology annotation, biological process: mitochondrial electron transport, NADH to ubiquinone. NCBI's taxonomy places the organism in Eukaryota, Metazoa, Arthropoda, Insecta, Hemiptera, Phylloxeridae. Gene Ontology annotation, molecular function: NADH dehydrogenase activity. Bases 124 to 846 code for a protein of 240 amino acids. The transcript is spliced from 6 exons.
AUCAGUAAUAGAAACAAACCAAAUUUCAUGCACUUAUUUUUAUUAAGGAAAUUUCUAUUAAAACUUUAAGCCAUUAAUAAAUAAUAAUCAUAUUUUCAAUUUCGUUCUACAAUUAAUACAACUAUGUUAUCAUUAAAUAAAAUUGCAAAAUCUCUGAUGUCAAAUUCAAGAACCUUUCAGACUUCAGUUAUUCUUAAACAUGAUUCUCUAUUCAAUCACAGAGAUUCUAAAGAUAACAAUCUUGACAUUAAAUUUGAGUUUAACGAUGAAAACAAAAAAAGAAUUGAAGCUAUACUAGCCAUAUAUCCAGAAGGUCAUAAACGAGCUGCAAUGAUACCUUUAUUAGAUUUAGCUCAAAGACAACAUGGUUGGCUGCCCAUAUCAGCUAUGCACAAAGUGGCUGAUAUUUUAAAAUUACCAAAAAUGCGUGUGUAUGAGGUCGCUACAUUUUAUACAAUGUUUAUGAGACAACCAACUGGUAAAUAUCAUGUUCAAGUAUGUACAACAACACCGUGCUGGCUGCGAGGAUCAGAUGAAGUAUUGAGUUGUCUUAAAAAGAAGUUGAAUAUUGGUGUAGGAGAAACAAGCAAGGAUGGACAAUGGACCCUCUCUGAAGUAGAAUGCUUAGGUGCAUGCGUGAAUGCUCCUAUGGUUCAAAUCAAUGAUGAUUAUUACGAGGAUUUAACUUCUAAAGAUGUAGAAGAAAUUAUUGACGAUUUGAAAAAUGGAAAAACUCCUACUCCUGGACCUAGAUCCACUAGAUUUGCUUCAGAACCUAUUAAUGAAUUAACAUCCCUUAAAGAAGAGCCUUAUGGUCCUGGUUUUAAAGUGCGUCCAGACCUUUAAAAAUGAUAUUCCUCAAAAUUUUGAUAGGCAAUAGAUUUUAAUUUUGUGAAUAAUAUAAAUAAAAUACAACUUCAUCAUUUAUACAGCUGAUUGUUAAUUAAAACCAUAUUUAUUUACAUAA